Gastrolobium bilobum is the source of this 801-nucleotide messenger RNA. Its product is annotated as nuclear transport factor 2A-like. Gene Ontology annotation, cellular component: nuclear pore central transport channel. The transcript is spliced from 2 exons. The record is from RefSeq and is a predicted model, not a curated record. NCBI's taxonomy places the organism in Eukaryota, Viridiplantae, Streptophyta, Magnoliopsida, Fabales, Fabaceae. Bases 56 to 427 code for a protein of 123 amino acids. Gene Ontology annotation, biological process: nucleocytoplasmic transport.
GUAUAUAGGUUAUUAGAGAGAGAGAGAGAGAGAGAGAGAGAGAGAGAGAGGAGAGAUGGAUCCAGACGCGUUGGCAAAGGCAUUUGUGGAGCACUACUACAGCACCUUCGACGGCAACCGUGGUGGAUUGGCGAAUCUCUACCAGGAAGGUUCUAUGCUCACAUUCGAGGGUCAGAAGAUCCAAGGUUCUCCCAGCAUCGUCGCCAAGCUCACUUCCCUUCCUUUUCAGCAGUGCCACCACUCCAUCACCACCGUCGACUGCCAACCCUCCGGCAUCAACGGCGGCAUGCUCGUCUUCGUCAGCGGUAACCUCCAGCUCGCCGGCGAGCAGCACGCCCUCAAGUUCAGCCAGAUGUUUCAUUUGAUACCGACACCACAGGGCAGCUAUUAUGUGUUGAAUGACAUAUUCCGUUUGAACUAUGCAUGAAGAUAGAUUGUCGAAUUUAUGACCUGAAAGGCCAUAGAAGGAGUUUGCCUAUAGCUGUUUCAGAUUGGACAUUGGAAAAUGAAAAUGGGUUCUUGUUGGUUGGUUGUGUUGAACGCUUGAUUGUGCCUAUCAUGUUUAGAAUUUUCUGUUGUGAUUGGUUAAAUUUAAAACGUCUUCAAGGAUAAAUUGUCAAAAGAUUACCCGGUGUCGAAAGUUAAAAACCGUAAUACAUUUCUGAUGUAAGAUGUCUCGAUCCAGUUUACCUCUUAACAAAUUGGAUUAUGCAUGUUGUCGUUAUGUUUUUUGUAUUUACUUGCCAAAUUGGUUUGUUUUCUUCUAUGCUGCACAAAAACGAGAUUUCUUUUCUCUCAGUA